CCCUCGCAAAGAUGCUUUGCUAUAAAAUGACUUUACGUACAGUGAUAUCAUUGUAACAGUGUUGUAGUAGAGUGUUUGUGUUGCAUCAAUUCCAACUAGCAACUGAUUGCUUUAAUUGAUGUGAAUGAGUGAUCGCUAAAGUGAAAUUCAAAAAUGGUCCUUCGUUCAGUACGAUCACAAGGCACCGCUUUGAAGUCUAGUGAAGAUGAAAUCAAACCGUGGUGGUAUGGCUAUACUAUAUUGCUACCUUGUUCACAAAAUCAUCGAGCAUUUUGUCUACGGAUGGUGGUUACCUGACAUGAUACACCCGAAGGAUGCAAGGCGGACGCAGCAGUAAAGCCAUUAUCCGCGCAAUCGCGAACUGCCACAACGGAAAAUAGGGGAAAAGUGCACCGAGACGAACUACUAGCUUGCUCGAACAAUUUAGGGGAAAAUCGUGUGCGAAAACCCCUUGCAGCUGCCCCGGGGUUCGUGCCGGGAAUCUGACGCCACCGAUCUUGCUUCCUCUGCUGCACAGUUGAUGAGAGUGUGGAACCAACCGAUGCUCGACAAUAGCGGAAACCAUGUCUUCGGAUAGGAUACACCGCGCCGCCAAAGAUGGUCUGCUGGACGUGUUACGGGAAGCGACACGUUCGGAGGCGAACGCCAAGGACAUCGACGGGAUGACACCCGUCCUGUGGGCCGCAUUCGAGGGCCAUUUCGACGCACUGAAGCUACUGGUGGCACGCGGUGGAGACCCGGACAAGGCCGAUCAGUUCGGCAACACGGCACUGCAUCUGGCGUCGGCCAAAGGGCACAUGCAGUGUGUGGAUUUUCUCGUCCAGUUUGGCGUCAACAUUUACGCGCUCGACAUCGACCACCACAGUGCGCAGGAUCUGGCGGCCAUUAACAAUCGGGACAAAAUUUUGCGCUAUCUCGAUGCGGCGGCCGCCACGCUGGAAGCGACCGAUAGGAAGAGAGCGCACGAGUUCCGAGAACAGGCAAAGAAGAAGAGUGAAAAGCGGGCCCGCGAGUUUGCCAGCCGCCAGCAGAAGCUCGAACGCCGCGACCAGGAUACGACCAUACGGAUCCGGCCGCACCGGCCGUCGAACAUGCUGCAGGCCCUGAAGCACAAGCUCUGGUCCGGCAGCCAGGGUAACCUGGCCCAGCCCCGAAUCGUUAACGAAGCGUCGUCCCACCAGCCAACAGCCGUCAAUCCGGCCAGCACGACCAAAUUCAGUGCGCUGGUCGGUGGUGGAACGAUGCUGCGUGCCGGUGGCGGUGGUGCCGUGAAAAAGCGAGCAGAUGCAAUGAAAAUUAGGCAGCAGAUGGAAAAUGGAGAUUUCAAAAUCGGCGAAAUGGAAGCGAAUGGCAAACGGAGCGUACGAUCGAUACAGGGGCUUCGGCGGGACUCGGAGAUACUGUACGUGGGCACUUACAGCUCGAACGAUGAUUCGAACGCGUCGGAACGACGCGGCAAGCUGAAGGACGUGUUCGACGUUGAUCCAGCGGACGGGCGGGAAAAUGACGAUGCCGACGAGGACAGCGGGAGUGGCACGAGCGGUGGUGGCGGCAAAUUCGGCACCAUCUCCCGGUCGCUUAGUCAGCCCGAUUUCCUCGCAGCACCCACCACCGAUGAGCUGACGGAGGAUGUGCUGCUUCAACGACCGUCCGGCCUGUUCAAUCGACCAUCGUUCGGCCAGCUGGCCUUCCCUCGCUCGGUGUCGAACGUGCUGGCCCAGCUCGGCAACGAACAGUCAUCGACGAGCGCAUCCUCCGACGGGUCGAUCAAGGCAAAACCGGCCGCCGCCAGCAAGGGUGCGAUCAAGCCCCGGUCCCAGCUCGUCAUUUCGGACUCGGAGUCCGAUAUGGACAGUUCCGAAAAUGAGGAGAACGAUUCGCUCGCCAUUCUGCGCUUCCUGUCCGCGUUCAAGCUCGAGGAUUACUACCCGGUCUUCCAGAAGAACGAUAUCGACAUGCCAACGCUGAUGCUGUUGACCGAAAACGAUGUGAAAUCGUUGGGCCUUCCACUGGGGCCUUAUCGGCGGCUGUGCAACGCGAUACAGGAGCGCCGGGAAGCGCUAACCAGCCCGGGCCAGUCCAUCAGCGACAGCCGGCUGUAGCGGCACGCAUGGUUGUGAACAUCGGUGAAGUGUAUGUGUACAAAACGCGCUAUUUUAACGAACCUUACUGUAAACUAAUUGGGCAGCACCCAUCGUACUGCGGGUUGCAUGCACUGGGAAGUAAAUUAUUGUGAAGCUUACGAGCGAAAAUUUGAACCCGA
Molecule: messenger RNA, 2263 nt
Organism: Anopheles stephensi (Asian malaria mosquito)
Lineage: Eukaryota; Metazoa; Arthropoda; Insecta; Diptera; Culicidae
Gene: Sans
Product: Usher syndrome type-1G protein homolog
Exons: 8
Coding region: 564-2102 (512 amino acids)
Molecular function (GO): protein binding
Source: RefSeq, a predicted model, not a curated record